AUGGUCAAAAUUUUCUCCCAUCUCUCUAUUUUUGCCUUAGUAUUAGCAGAAAAAUUGGGAGAAGUGGAAGAAGUGGAAGAAGUGGAAGAAGUGGGAGAAGUGGAAGAAUUGGGAGGGGGGGAAGAAUCGGGAGGAGUGGAAGAAGUGGAAGAAGUGGAAGAAUUGGAAAGGGGAGAAGAAUCGGGAGGAGUGGAAGAAGUGGAAGAAGUGGUCGUAGUGGUCGUAGUGGUCGUAGUGUUCGUAGCUGUAGUGGUCGUAGUGUUCGUAGCCGCAGUGGUCGUAGUGUUCGUAGCCGCAGUGGUCGUAGUGUUCGUAGCCGCAGUGGUCGUAGUGUUC
Molecule: messenger RNA, 336 nt
Organism: Paraglomus brasilianum
Lineage: Eukaryota; Fungi; Glomeromycota; Glomeromycetes; Paraglomerales; Paraglomeraceae
Source: the annotation of a GenBank genome assembly